This is a messenger RNA of Tyto alba (common barn owl), 4664 nucleotides long. RefSeq names its product solute carrier family 44 member 1 (gene SLC44A1). Bases 209 to 2161 code for a protein of 650 amino acids. Gene Ontology annotation, biological process: choline transport; transmembrane transport. The transcript has 16 exons. Gene Ontology annotation, molecular function: choline transmembrane transporter activity. Gene Ontology annotation, cellular component: plasma membrane. NCBI's taxonomy places the organism in Eukaryota, Metazoa, Chordata, Aves, Strigiformes, Tytonidae. The record is from RefSeq and is a predicted model, not a curated record.
CCCUCAGCCGCGGCCGCCGCCGCCGCGGGGGGAGGAUGAGGGGGCGCCGCGGCGGGGCUGGUGCUGCAGCCGCGCUCGCCUGAUCGGGCCCGGCGGUUCUCCGCGCCGCCUCCCCGGGGCCGGCCGCCGCGGUGAGUGGAUGCCUAGCGCUUGCCCGCCGCCGCCUGGCGCCUAGCGGGCACCGCCAGGGCAGAGACUCGCGGACGCCAUGAGCUGCUGCAGCUCCGCCGCGCAGAGCUCCAAGCGAGAGUGGAAGCCUCUGGAGGACCACAGCUGCACAGAUGUACCAUGGCUGCUCUUAUUCAUCCUCUUCUGUGUAGGAAUGGGUUUUAUCUGUGGCUUUUCAAUAGCUACAGGAGCAGCUGCAAGACUGCUUUCAGGAUAUGACAGUUAUGGAAACAUUUGUGGACAGAAAAAUGUCAAGGUGGAGGGAAUAGUCAACAGUGGUCUGGACCUUACACACAAGAAGUAUGUGUUCUUCUUGGAUCCAUGCAACAUUGAUCUAGUACAUCAGAGGAUCAAGUCUCUUGCCUUGUGUGUAUCAGCUUGCCCAAGGAAAGAACUAAAAACUCUGGCUGAUAUUCAGAUAUUUGCAGAAACUAACGGAUCCACUCUGUGUAGCUAUGAACUACAGCCGUCAGAAUACACUACAGACCCAAGGGCUGCCAAGUUGUGUCCUAAAUAUCCUGUUCCAGAGAGUGCACCUAUUCCAUUCUUCCAUCGCUGUGCUCCUGUGAACAUUUCCUGCUAUGCCAAGUUUGCAGAGGCCCUGAUCACCUUUGUCAGUGACAGUAGUGUCUUACACAGGCUGAUUAGUGGAGUUAUGACCAGCAAAGAGAUUAUAAUGGGACUUUGCUUGUUAUCACUAGUGUUGUCCAUGAUUUUGAUGGUUAUAAUCAGGUACAUUUCAAGAGUACUUGUCUGGAUUUUAACAAUUCUUGUCAUUCUGGGAUCACUCGGUGGUACAGGAGUCCUGUGGUGGCUCUAUGCUAAGCAACGAAUAUCUGCCAGUGCUGUUGAGACUCAAAUAGCCAAAGACAAUCUUCAGGCUCUCCUGAUCUAUGCCAUUUCAGCUACAGUCUUCACGGUUAUCUUGUUCUUGAUAAUGUUAAUUAUGCGCAAAAGAGUAGCUCUCACCAUUGCCUUGUUCCACGUGGCUGGCAAGGUCUUCAUUCACCUGCCACUGCUAGUCUUCCAGCCAUUUUGGACAUUCUUUGUGCUUAUCCUCUUCUGGAUAUACUGGAUCACAGUCCUGCUUUUCCUUGGUACUACAGGUAGUCCUGUCCCAAAUGAAGAAGGAUUUGUUGAAUUUCGGAUGGUAGGUCCUUUGAAAUACAUGUGGUGGUACCAUGCAGUGGGACUCAUCUGGAUCAGUGAGUUUAUCCUAGCCUGUCAGCAGAUGACAGUAGCAGGGGCUGUUGUGACAUACUAUUUUACAAGGGAGAAAAGGAAUUUGCCAUUUACUCCUAUUCUGGCAUCUGUUAAUCGCCUUGUUUGUUACCACCUAGGAACAGUAGCAAAAGGGUCUUUCAUUAUUACGCUAGUGAAGAUACCACGAAUGAUUCUUAUGUAUAUUCAUACACAACUCAAAGGAAAAGAAAAUGCUUGUGCUCGCUGUAUGCUUAAAGCCUGCAUCUGCUGCCUCUGGUGUCUAGAAAAGUGCCUGACCUACUUAAAUCAGAACGCAUAUACAGCCACAGCUAUCAACAGCACCAACUUCUGCACCUCAGCAAAGGAUGCCUUUCUUAUUCUAGUGGAAAAUGCUUUGCGAGUGGCCGCCAUAAACACAGUUGGGGAUUUUAUGCUGUUUCUAGGAAAGGUCCUGAUUGUCUGCAGUACAGGUUUGGCUGGGAUUAUGUUGCUGAAUUACCAACGAGAUUACACCAUCUGGGUGCUACCACUCAUCAUUGUCUGCCUCUUUGCAUUCCUGGUUGCUCACUGCUUCCUUUCCAUUUAUGAAAUGGUUGUUGAUGUCCUUUUCUUAUGUUUUGCCAUCGAUACAAAAUACAAUGAUGGGAGCCCCGGGCGGGAAUUCUACAUGGAUAAAGUUCUCAUGGAGUUUGUGGAGAAUAGUAGGAAAUCUAUGAAAGAAGCUGGCCGAGGAGGUGGAGCUGAGGGCAGAGAACUAAAACCAAUGGCCUCUGGAGCAAGUUCAUCUUGAAACUAGCCAGCCAUAUUGGAACCCAUUGACAUUCCAAAACAGUAUAUAUAUACAUAUAUAUACAUACAUAUAUAUAUAUAUAUAUAAAUAAACAGCCAAAAUCAGAGAAAAGGAACAGGGAUUUAAUACUUUUUUUAACAAUUAUUUUUGUGAAACAUGUACUCUUUUCAUACGGGUGGCUUUUACAAGCAGCUUUAUCAUUGUUUCAUUUUUUCAAUUAUUCAUUGUGGUCAUGGAAAUGUUGAUUCUUAUCUGCUUGAUAUUUUACAAUCUGGAGGAGGUAUCAUUGUAAAGAUAAUCAGAAAUGAUGACUGGGUUUAGAGACAGAUUUCCCAUGACACUGCUAAUCUGCUGAGAGUUUUACUUGUUUAAUUUGUUUAAAUUUGCGUUAAAUUCAGGACAGUUAUAUGUAAGGAAAGCCUUCAAAUCAAGAAAAGUCUUAGAUUUAGUUUUUCAAAAGAUGGUUUCAGUGAGAGUUUGUUCAGUUCGAAAGGGUUUGUAAGCAGUCAUUUUACUUUACAGCCCCGGUGGGGCACAGUUUUGUUUAUCAGUAUCAGAUAUCACAAUAACCAACUCCUCAGGUAUUCAGGUGUGUGGGAGCCCUUGCAUCUCCUAUUAAACAUAAACUACAAAAUGGGGACAAGUAAUUUUUAUAUGCAAUUAACUUCCUGUUUUACCCUGCUUAGCCCUCAUACCCAUUGCCCUCUAUCCUCCCCUUGAGUUCAGUAGCCUCCUUCACACUUCAGCAGCGUUCCUUUGAAGGGUAUGGAUUCUCUGUAUGAGCAACUGAAGUAACAGAUUGUUAAAGCUCAGUCUUAGCCAUACUCAUGAUUAAUUCAUGACUAGAUAUAAAGAUGCUGAGGGUGGGAAGAGAAAUGAACUGUGCUACUGUACAAAAAGGUACAAAAAAGGAUGUGAAAGGGACCAUACCUUACCUGCCGUUUCAUCCAUAUUUGUAUGUACUGUAGUGGGUGGCUAAAACAGGAAAGGGCAGAGAAACAUUUCUUUGGAAGUGUCACUGCCAGGAUAAUUAUCUAAAGUUAUCAAAUAAUGACAAGAAAAUGUGCUUUUUUAUUAUUAUUAGAUACUUACAUUUCUUUUCAGUCUGAAAGCUCACCAGAUAUGAAUGCUAAUAUUGAAUUGUUCAGCAUAUUGUAAUGGUAAACGCUUAAAAGUGUAUUUGCUAAGAAUUCAUAAUCUGUCUAUGCUAUAUACUCCUUUUGUUACAAUUUUUUUAAGAAAACUAUUUUUGUUAAUAUUUCAGAGCAGAAUUUUUAAACUUAUUGCACUAAAUACAAGCUCUGUACAAAUACAUAAUGCCUCAAUGGUUCGAUCACUCCAUUCAAGAAAACCUUUUGAAAAUGAAAAGCCCUUCUACAGAAGCUUUGUGAUGGAGUGGAGAGGCAUGUCUAAGUAGAGACAUGCACGAGUCGUGUUAUCAAAGUUUAAUAAGUAAGCAGUUAUCUGUGCUUCCUUUCAGAUGAUCAGACUUAAAUUGCUGCCGAAGGUUUAAAAAAAUAUGUAGUCAUGUAGCUAACCACUGCUCUUACCUUUUGGCAAUAGUGAAUUAUUUCACUUCUGCUUCUAGAAGUCAUUUGGUAACUUAAAUUUGUUUAGUUUUCUUUCGGUAAGCUAAUUAAAAGGAUUUACUCUUCAUAUCACAGAACCCAAACUAUAUGAAAGGUAUGAAAAUAAAAAUACAUUUAGAAAUUACAGCUGCUGGGGAGGCAGGGAGACAGAAUUAUCUGAUCCUGCAGGCACUUAGACACUCAUUUAAAUGAACCAUAUCGGUAGCUCCACUGACAUCAGGAGGACAGUUACACAUCCAUGUGAAUGCUAACUGGACUAGAGCUUCAACCUAGGGAUUCAAACUGGAGCACUGGUGAGGCCUCUGAGUGCAAGUAUAAGAGGUCAGACUAUUGAGAAGAAGCACUGGAGUAGCCUUAAGUUUGUGGAGAGGAGGCAUUCCUGCUGUACCAGUGGCUAAGACAGCAGUGGCACUGAACGCUGAUAAUUGUGUACAUCAGUGGGGCUUAGCCACAGAAAUUCAAAAACUGGCUUAGACAAAUCCUAGAAACUGGAUUCCAAGACUAAGAGACUUACCGUGUACCCAGUUGCUUCCAGAGAAACUAAUUUCUGUCUUGUUUGGAAGUUACUGUGGAGGUGCUUUGAUUGAAAGUGCUUGGAUUCUGCUCAUUUUGACAACAAAUACCUGCCAUGACCAGUUCCACCUGUUUGUGUUCUCUGCUCGCCGGAAGUCCUGGGUGGGGCCUUUUCUCUGUUAUUGCAACUAGGACUGCAGUUGGAAACGAGUUUUGUAUUUUUGUAUGACUUGACUGUGCACCAUUUUUAUAGCAGUUUAUCCCGUUUUAAAAAAAAAAAAAAUUGUUUUAUUUACAUGGUGUUGAAAAGAUACAGGCAACACUUUUUUAUGGGUAGUUGUAAUGUUUAAGUGACAAACCUAUAUCAUUACAAAGUUCUUAAUAAAAUUGUGUGCACCAUU